AUGGGUUGUACUGGAUCAAUAAGAAAGAAAAAAAUCAAAGAUAGAUCAUCAAGAACAACUUCUAGUUCAUUGCCAUCAUACAAUAAAGAUACUAAUGAAUUGGAACUAGAACUUUCUGAUAGUAUGAUUGAGAAUUUAUUAAAGAAAACAAAGUUUACCAAACGAGAAAUAAUUGAUUGGUGGUAUGGAUUUUUAGCUGAUUGUCCAUCAGGCUCAUUAGAUAAACAUAAAUUUAUUGAAGUUUAUCAAUAUCGAUAUCCAGUUGGAAAAGCAAAAGGAUUUUGUGAUCAUGUUUUUCGGACAUUUAAUCCGGAUAAAAAAACUCAUACUAUUGAUUUUGAACGAUUUAUGUCUGCUAUUAAUGUAACGUUAAAUGGUACUUCGGAUGAAAAACUUGAAUGGGCAUUUGUAAUGUAUGAUAUAAAUGGUGAUCAACGUAUAUCAAAAAGUGAAAUGUCAAAUGUACUUGAAUCAAUGUUUGAUCUAUUAGGAAAAGAUAAAAAAGGUUCGAAUAAUCCCCGAAAACAAGUCGAACAAAUAUUUUCCCGAAUCGAUUCAAAUCAUGAUGAUUAUAUUAGCAAAGAAGAAUUUUUCUCAGGAUGUAAAGCAGAUGAACAUAUUCGAGCAAUUCUUGCACCAUAUUAA
Molecule: messenger RNA, 645 nt
Organism: Rotaria sp. Silwood2
Lineage: Eukaryota; Metazoa; Rotifera; Eurotatoria; Philodinida; Philodinidae
Source: the annotation of a GenBank genome assembly